AUGGACUGCAAUUUAAUGAGUUCUGAGAAGUUCUUAGCAACUUAUUUUAGAAUAUGCGUAGAUUAUGAUGCUAGCGUGAAGGCACCUGAAUUUUUUGAAACUAAUGCGAAGACACCUGAACUUUUUGAAGCUGGUGUGAAAGCAUCUGAAAAAGAUGAUGCUAGUGUGAAUGCAUCUGAAAAUGAUGAUGCUAGUGUGAAGGCAUCCGAAAAAGAUGAUGCUAGUGUGAAGACACCCGAAUUUUCUGAAACUAAUGCGAAGACACCUGGACUUUUUGAAACUAGUUUGAAGACACCUAAACUUUCUGAACCUAGUGUGAGUGCACCUGAACUUAUUAAAGCCUGUGUGAAGUCAUCUGAACUUAGUUGA
Molecule: messenger RNA, 369 nt
Organism: Chironomus riparius
Lineage: Eukaryota; Metazoa; Arthropoda; Insecta; Diptera; Chironomidae
Source: the annotation of a GenBank genome assembly